Capronia coronata CBS 617.96 is the source of this 1776-nucleotide messenger RNA. RefSeq lists its product as uncharacterized. Lineage: Eukaryota; Fungi; Ascomycota; Eurotiomycetes; Chaetothyriales; Herpotrichiellaceae. The transcript has a single exon. Bases 1 to 1776 code for a protein of 591 amino acids. The record is from RefSeq and is a predicted model, not a curated record.
AUGCCCAUUGUCGCUGAAGAUUUCCCCGAGUCCAUCACGAUACCUUCUGCUACUCUGCGGAAGUUCACGGGCGCACGAGUAGAUCCCUACACCCGCUACGUGGCUUAUGUUCUGUUUCGCGACCUCAACAUUUCAGUCCAUGGCCAAAGAAACAUCAACAAUGCCCUGAGCAACCUACCGGUCUAUCAGUCGACCGCACCGGACAACAGAUUAUCGUUUGGGUGGGGGUUGACGAGUGUCAUCCGAGACAAGGCUGUCCACGAAGGGUCGUACGAGCAUCUCGCCAUGAUGAUCGCGCUUGGGGAGAGUUUUCGCGAGAGCUAUGGAGCAAAGGUUCUGACCGAAUUGGCUUCUGCUGCCGCAAGUCCGGAGGAUGUCACUCCUCACUUCUCGCAAUGGAAGGCCGCGAUUCACGCGUGCAAUGGAGGGUUUGCUACGACAGACUUUGGGCUGCUAGUAGAAGAGUACCUCCGAAUUGAUCCCUACCCUAUUCGCAACGUGCAGAGCGUGGAGUCCCUGCUGCCGCCAAAACUGGUUGCCGACGCACUCCAGGCUUUGAUGCGUGUCACAGCAGGGCACGAAAGGGCCGUCACCUUGACCGGAAGCGCCGUCAUCUCCUGGUUUGGGGCAGUGGCAGAAUGGCUGUGCGGGCUUCGCAUCGCCGUCUACCAAGCUAACGGAGUACAGCUUCACAUCACUCACCCUGAACAGGACGCUCAACUGACACUUGUGUACGUCCAAGAGCCAGGAAUACAAUUUUCCUUUAAGCCCUUUGCGCCGCAUGAAGUGACCGUGGCCAAGUUGACCCUGGUUGAUCAAACAUACUCUUCUGCUGUUCACGCAACACCGUUUGGAGGCCGUGUCGCAUGGCAAUCGCUCUUACCCCGAGUUUUCGGUAAAAGCUUCCAUUACCUAGAUCACGAGGAAUCCAAGGCCUUCGGGCUCAUGAUCGGAAGUGCGGCGAGAAUGUUUGAGGGCUUGGCUCUUGGUAAGGGCGACGAAGAGCACAACGCCUUGGUUUCCACCCAAAAUCGAAGCAAUACGGCAUCAUAUGGCGCUGGACUGGUCGAAACAAUCACUAACUGGUUGCCAGAGCUGAGGCGCUUCCAAGGGCGAAUGGAAAGACCAUUGAAGAUGUCCUACCAAGAUGCUGCAGCCUCGUACGUGGAGCAUCUGGGUCAGAUCAGAAAGGCAUGCCACUGUGGUAUCUGUACGUCGCGGGAGGAGCUCGAGAAAGACCAAGAGGGCAUCCCGCCGCCUCACGGCUACUGUCUUGCCGUUCUGGUGGAAACCAUCAUCUCACUGGGGUUGUGCCUCUCGAGAAUGACCGUCUCAGCACAGUUAUAUCCAGCACGAUCGGGGAUCCUGAGUUUCUAUGUGAGCCAAGUGUCGAAGAGGCUAGAAGCCCGGGGCUUGCAUUGGAACGAGCACUUCAAGAUCGUGUAUGGCAACGAGUGGAACGCUCUGGAUGCUCGUCGGCUGCUCAAUGCUGUGCAAAUAUUCGCAGGCUCAAGGCCGGACCGAGACGUGCCUGACAACCUGGUCGGUCUUUCCCAUGAGGGGACUUGUGCUUACUUCGUGGCGCUGGAAAAGUCGUCCAAGCCAGGCCCAGAGCAGCAGCAGGUCCAGCUGAUUCGAGUCGUGAGCGGAGCCAUGAACGUCCACGAGAAGGUGUUUGAUCGUGCGUGUCUUGGACCUGUGGAGGACGCCGACCCGGAUGAUCCAUGGGAGGAGAUUUCAUAUGAACACUUAGCGACAACAUUGUAUUGUAAAUGA